CAUCCUGGGAACCACGUAGGCCAUAAAAGCCCUGAGGCUUCAGCAGCCACCGACAUGUACACCUUCUUGCCAGACAACUUCUCACCCACUAAGCCCAAGCCGUCCAAAGAGUUGAAACCGCUGUUGGGCUCCGUGGUACUGGGGCUACUGCUGGUGCUGGCUGCGGUUGUGGCCUGGUGCUAUUACAGCGUCUCUUUACGCAAGGCAGAACGCCUUCGUGUGGAGCUGCUGGACCUCAACCGUGGUGGCUUCUCAAUCCGCAGCCAGAAGGGCGAGCAGGUCUUCCGCCUGGCCUUCCGCUCAGGAGCGUUAGACCUGGACUCCUGCAACCGCGAUGGCCCCCUACUCGGCUGCUCGCGCACGGCAGAUGGGCGUCCUCUGCACUUCUUCAUCCAGACUGUUCGGCCCAAGGACACUGUCAUGUGCUACCGCGUUCGCUGGGAAGAGGCGACGGCGGGGCGCGCGGUGGAGCAUGCUAUGUUCCUAGGCGACUCGGCGGCGCAUUGGUACGGUGGGGCCGAGAUGAGGACGCAGCACUGGCCCAUCCGCCUGGACGGCCAGCAGGAGCCACAGCCUUUCGUCACUAGCGAUGUCUACUCCUCUGACGCCGCCUUUGGGGGUAUCCUUGAACGCUACUGGCUAUCUUCGCGUGCAGCUGCCAUCAAAGUUAACGACUCAGUGCCCUUCCACCUGGGCUGGAACAGCACGGAACGCUCUCUGCGACUGCAGGCGCGCUACCACGACACACCCUACAAGCCACCAGCUGGCGGCGCCGCAGCGCCCGAGCUCAGCUAUCGCGUGUGUGUCGGCUCAGACGUCACGUCCAUCCACAAGUACAUGGUGCGGCGCUACUUCAACAAGCCAUCGAAGGUGCCAGCACCCGAGGCGUUCAGGGACCCAAUAUGGUCCACUUGGGCGCUGUACGGGCGCGCUGUGGAUCAGGCCAAGGUGCUGCAGUUUGCCCAACAGAUUCGUCAGCACCGCUUCAACAGCAGCCACCUGGAAAUCGACGACAUGUACACACCUGCCUACGGCGACUUUGACUUCGACGAAGCCAAAUUCCCCAACGCCAGUGACAUGUUUCGCCUCUUGAACGACGCUGGCUUCCGUGUUACUCUCUGGGUGCACCCGUUUGUCAACUACAACUCAUCACGCUUCGGUGAGGGCGUGGAAGGCGAGCUGUUCGUUCGUGAGCCCACUGGCCGGCUGCCCGCCUUGGUGCGCUGGUGGAACGGCAUCGGCGCGGUGCUCGACUUCACGCGCCCGGAGGCCCGUGACUGGUUCCAGGGUCAUCUGAGGCGGCUGCGCUCGCGCUACGCAGUGGCCUCUUUCAAGUUCGAUGCUGGUGAGGUCAGCUACCUGCCGCGGGACUUCAGCACAUACAGGCCACUACCUGACCCCAGCGUGUGGAGCCGGCGCUACACUGAGAUGGCACUGCCCUUCUUCUCGCUGGCCGAGGUCCGCGUGGGCUACCAGUCGCAGAACAUCUCCUGUUUCUUCCGCUUGGUGGACCGUGACUCCGUGUGGGGCUAUGAUCUGGGGCUGCGCUCGCUCAUCCCUGCAGUACUCACUGUCAGCAUGCUGGGCUACCCAUUCAUCUUGCCUGACAUGGUGGGUGGCAACGCGGUCCUUGAGCGCACGGUGGGUGACGGAGACGUGCCAGAGCGCGAACUCUACGUGCGCUGGCUGGAAGUAGCAGCCUUCAUGCCUGCCAUGCAGUUCUCUAUCCCACCUUGGCGCUAUGACGCUGAAGUAGUGGCCAUUGCGCACAAGUUUGCCUCAUUGCGGGGCUCUCUCGUGGCGCCACUGUUGCUUGAGCUGGCAGGUGAAGUCACCGACACGGGCGACCCCAUCGUACGCCCCCUCUGGUGGAUUGCGCCUGGAGAUGAGACGGCACACCGCAUCGACUCACAGUUCCUUAUCGGCGACACACUGCUUGUGGCUCCGGUGCUGGAGCCCGGCAAGCAGGAGAGAGAUGUAUACCUACCCGCUGGCAAGUGGCGCAGCUACAAGGGCGAGCUUUUCGACAAGACACCGGUGCUUCUCACCGAUUACCCGGUCGACCUGGAUGAGGUCGCCUACUUCACCUGGGCGUCCUGA
Molecule: messenger RNA, 2100 nt
Organism: Chrysochloris asiatica (Cape golden mole)
Lineage: Eukaryota; Metazoa; Chordata; Mammalia; Afrosoricida; Chrysochloridae
Gene: MYORG
Product: KIAA1161 ortholog
Exons: 1
Coding region: 55-2100 (681 amino acids)
Biological process (GO): carbohydrate metabolic process; skeletal muscle fiber development
Molecular function (GO): hydrolase activity, hydrolyzing O-glycosyl compounds
Source: RefSeq, a predicted model, not a curated record